Molecule: messenger RNA, 2532 nt
Organism: Zootermopsis nevadensis
Lineage: Eukaryota; Metazoa; Arthropoda; Insecta; Blattodea; Termopsidae
Product: secernin-2
Biological process (GO): proteolysis
Molecular function (GO): dipeptidase activity; cysteine-type exopeptidase activity
Source: RefSeq, a predicted model, not a curated record
CUGAUUCAUUCUGUCGAUUCUGCCAGCAGCAGAAAAUCGAUGCUGGGUGAGAAAGGGUGGUAUUAUAGACGUGUAGAAGUGAAUUCGUUGUACCAUUAAGGCUAUUGUGAAAGUAUUUGAAGGCGGAGGAUAUUGUAAGAGUUAGUUUCUGAGAAAGUGACGUUACUGUUUAAAGCAGCUGGUUAUAUAUAAUGCAACAGCUUUACAGGUGAACCAAUAAGGAUGAAUUUAGUUUCUUGUGACACUUUUGUGGUACUUCCACCACUUACUGCCCAUGGUGGUGUCAUUUUCGGUAAGAAUUCUGAUCGCCCUUAUGGAGAGGUGCAGGAAUUGGUAUAUCGACCAGCACAGCAGCAUCCUGCAGGAGAUAAGCUGCAGUGCACGUACAUCACUGUGGAGCAAGUAGACGCAACGCAGGCUGUAAUUCUCAGCAAACCAGCAUGGAUGUGGGGGGCUGAAAUGGGGGCCAAUGCUAAUGGUGUUGUUAUUGGCAAUGAAGCUGUAUGGACCAGACUGGGCAGCCCUUCAGACUGUGAUGAGAAGUUGCUGGGAAUGGAUCUGGUUAGGUUAGGUUUAGAACGUUCACAGACUGCAGAACAAGCUUUGGAAGUAAUAACUGAAUUGCUAGAGCGAUACGGACAAGGCGGACCGUGCUCAGACUUAAUGACAGAUUUUACGUAUCACAAUUCAUUUAUCAUUGCUGAUCCCAAAGAGGCUUGGGUGCUGGAAACUGCGGGAAAGGUCUGGGCUGCCGAAAAAAUCACAGCUGGAUGUCGAAAUAUCUCAAACGCUUUAAGUAUUGGGACCAAAAUUGAUAGAAGCUCUGCUGAUCUGAAGGAAGUUGCGCAAAAGCAUGGAUUUUGGGAUGGUCAAGGUGACUUCAAUUUUGCGAGUGUUUAUUGUAAAAGUAACGGAAGUGGUUCAGAACGGGAAAUCUGUGGACGUAAUCUCUUGAAGACCUUGUCUGCAGACAAUACCUUCGAUGUAUCCAAUAUGUUUGAAGUUCUGAGAGAUGAAGAUAGCGGAAUUUGUCGCAAGUCAGGUGAUCCCUUUCCUACAACCGGCAGCCAGGUGUCGUUAUUAAGUGCGCCAGGCAGUGGGAAACCUCAUUGUCAUUGGUUUACUGCGACUCCAAAUCCUCGGGCGUCUGUUUUCAAGCCAUUUAUAUUUACUCCUGCGGCAAGAAUUUCUCAGCAUACGUGCAGCCCGACGUUUGAAAAUGAUCCUGCUAAGGUAGUUCCUCGCUUCCAGAGAAGAGUGGAUCGAGCCCACACGCUUUACAAAUUGCAUGCAGGAGCUAGCGAUAGUGCUCGUUCCCUUCUCAAAGAUAUGGAGUUGAGUUGUGUGGUAGAAGUGAACAAGUUCCUGGAGGACUUUGCCCCUGGGCAGAGUCUUAAUGAAGUCGAUGAUCUCCUUAAAGAUGUUGUUGAAACGGAAGUCAAAUUCUACAAAUAAAUAAGUGGCUGGAGACAGAAUCAUAUUUCUAAUCAGGUUGGGUAAGAGACAGUUUCUUCUUCACCUUAACUGCGAAGAGCACAGCUGCCUGUUGGAUCACAUAGUCUUAAUAAGGAUGUUAUCAUUAGCAUUGUUUGUCCUCAGGCACUUUGUUUGGGGAAGAAAAUUGCAAGAAAUUGCUAUCUGAGAAAUUUUGGGUGGGGAUGGGAGUAGCACAUGAACAUGUGACAUGAAGUGCUUUGGCUUGUAUAAAUAAAUCUUUGAGUUACAUUCAGAGUUGUAAUUUUGAAAAUUCAGGAAUAAUUUUGCAAGCAUUAUUAGCAGUUCAUUGUUUUAAUUCAAUGAUUAAUACAUGAAUGAAUAUCCACAAGAGUAGAACUUUUACCUUAGAAGCAGCAGCUGAUUUUUUUUUGAACACGUGGUUUUGAAAGUGUAACAUUUUAUUUUUUGUCAUUUAUUUUAAUCCUUUUAUUUUUGGAGAAAGAAAUUUUGAAUAGACGACUGCACUGGUUGUAGAGUGUGUCCAUUGAUGUGUGGUAAAUUUUUAAAUCUUUCAAAGAUUUUAGGUUUUUACAGCGGUGAGUAUGAAGAGUUCUGUCUUCUGGGUUGUUGCGCUGUGUAGUCUCGUCGAUGUUAACCAUCGUUUCAGACCUCAUACUGCCUCCAUCAUCAGGGCGAUGAAUAUGCCAAUAGGGUGUGAGGUGCUAGGUUUAUAAGGCCGGACUGUGAAUGGAGUAGCCUGCCCCAAGCCAGUGGGAGCAGGCGUGGGAGUGGACCCUCUCUCUUUCCUUUCUCUCCCUCUCUCUCACACUCGCCCACGCACUCCUGUUGGUCCACUCCCAUGCCUGCUCCCGUAUUUCUGCUAUAUGGGUUUAUUGGACUUUUGACACAUUUCAUGGCUGGAAUCCAGUUUUCCAUUUGUACAGUUCCUAUAUAAGCCGUCAGGAGUGUAUGAGCCUGAUCUCUUAACAGAAUUAGAUUUGAAAGGCUAUACUUUUAUACUUUCUUCAUAAAUGAUUGGUUGUGAUUGUACUGAGGGAUUUUUAAUUUCUGUAAUUAUUUAUUGAGUUGCAGUGA